AUGGUCCUGUACGAUAGAAGUCGAAUUGAUCCAAAGCGUCGUGCUGGCGUCGACUACAAACGGAAGCAAUUCGCAGCUCCGACAUACAAGCAGCAAGAUUAUGCCCACCGAUUGAAUUUCUACGAAGUUCCGCCCACCGCUGAAAUUACACUCGAGCAGUUUGAGCAGUGGGCGAUUGAUCGCUUAAGAAUUCUUUCGGAACUAGAAGCAUGCUCGUAUCGAAACAAGACCCCGGAGGAAACCACCGAACAUAUAAAAUCCCUUAUCCGAAAAUUCCUCCCACUACGUUCGAAUAGGGAUGCAGGUUCGCGCGACAGUCAAGGUUUGAGGGAUGAGCGACAAAAGGAUCACUAUUCCCAUUUUAUACUACGACUGGCAUUCUCCUCGACUGAGGACUUGAGGCGACGAUUUGUUCGCCUUGAGACAAUGCUUUUUAAAUUUCGUUUCCAGCUAGAUGAUUCAGCAGAGCGGGAAGCAUUUGUGGAGAGCCUUAAUUUCGAUUGGGAUAUACUGAGUGAAGAAGAGAAAGAUGAACUGAAGAACGAGCUCCAUGCGACAACCCCUGGGGUGAAAAGGGACAAGGGUUGGUUCAAGGUAGACUGGGAGAAAGUGCCAGAGCUAGUUGAACGUAGAAGCGUUUUUGUGAAGAAAGGCAAGGCGUACGUUCCUCUAGGAGAACAGCAGAGCAUGAUCCUCGCCGAAUUUAGUGCUCGACUAGAAAAGGCUCUUGAGUUUACGAGCCGAGCCUUGCCACGACUAGAUGAAGAUAACCGUCUUAUUCCGAUCCUUGAACACCUUUCGAAAAACUUUGGGACUUCCGACACUUCCUACUCUGAGGGGGAGGGGGCGGUUCCUGGAGCCCCUAUCACUGCUGCAUCGAUUGAUGUUUUAUCCAACCAUUUCCCUCUCUGUAUGCGAAACCUCCACAUGCAAUUACGCAAAAACGCCCACCUUAAACACUUCGGUCGACUUCAAUACACAUUGUUCCUCAAGGGAAUUGGCCUGUCACUCGAGGACUGUAUACUAUUCUGGCGGCAAUCUUUCAGAAAUUUCACCGACGAUGAGUUCAAUUCCAAAUAUAAAUAUAAUAUUCGCCAUGCAUAUGGCGAUGUUGGAGGUGACGCAAAUCGGCGAGGAAGGGGAUACCCUCCAUAUUCCUGUCAAAAGAUUCUCACGGAUAAUGCCCCGGGUGCCGGGCAAACUCACGGUUGCCCUUAUCGUCACUUCUCUGUCGACAACCUCAUCGCCCUUCUUCAAGCCACUGGGGUAAACGACAGAGAGACAUUACACGGAGUACGAGAAGAUGUCGGAAGAAUGCGAUACCACAUUGCUUGCAACCGAGUUUUCGAAUAUGUGCACAAAGAUGAAUUAAGAAAGGUAAAGGAUGAAGGAAUAAUGAGCUCGACCGACCUCGACACAAUUGUCCAUCCUAACACGUUUUUCAAACGCAGCUAUUUGCUGAAGAACUUGGGGAGGGUGCCGAAAGAAGAUAUCCAGAUGACAAAAUAGUGAUGGCUUUUAUGAUCAACAUGGGUUGUUGUAUACGUGAAUACUUAGUAUGACGACUGGUUUCUCGUUAAAUUACGGCGUUAUUGCCAGGGUAUAUGGAUUUGAAUGGGUUGGGCAAUUGGGAGAUAGGCGGAUUGCUAUUAAUUAAGCAGGGUUUUAAGCUGCGCGUUAUCCGCAGGAAAGGUCCUUCAGAAUGUCCAUCGACGUUUGAACCCAA
Molecule: messenger RNA, 1726 nt
Organism: Coccidioides posadasii C735 delta SOWgp
Lineage: Eukaryota; Fungi; Ascomycota; Eurotiomycetes; Onygenales; Onygenaceae
Biological process (GO): DNA replication initiation; DNA replication, synthesis of primer
Cellular component (GO): alpha DNA polymerase:primase complex
Source: RefSeq, a predicted model, not a curated record